UCUCAAACGAUUUGAGAAGAAAAAUGUUUCUCAUCAAAAAUAUGCAGACGCAAAACCUGUUUUUAAGCUCAACGAUGAAAAGUUUGGAUUUCAAAACGGUACGGUACGGCAUUGCUUUAGUUGUACCCAUGCCUCAAGGUAGAAAUGCCAAACCAAAGAUUUUAUAAACUCUUGACACUCUCCACAUUUCCCAUACACGGAAUUAAAUAUUUUAGCUUAAACUAAUUUUAUGGUCUCAAAUCCAUAGAGGUUCCGAAUAUCAGGCUAUAUUUCUUAUAUGAUGGAUAAAAUAUCAUAAAAUAAAUAAAUAUAAAAUAUGAUGGAUAAUAAAUCGGUGCAGUGGAAGUUGGCGUUUUUUCUUGUUUUUGUCUCAGCUUGUGCACAGCGUCGGUAUUUUGCCGGGUUCAAAGCGACAUACAAAGACAUGACCUCGAAUUACACUCAACUACCAUGGGAAAAUAAUAUCAAUAACAAUUGGCGCAGCAUUAAUUAUAUAUAUUUCUCAUAAUGUUUGUGCAAAACCUUUUCUCUAUAUGAUUAUGGCAAGAGAUAUAUAUAAACAAGCCGCCUCUGGAGUUUCCCAAUCCAAAGGUUUAUGUUGCCAUAAACCAACAGCUGCAGCGGCGAAUUUCCUGCUCACACAUCGUUGGAGGUUUUUUUAACAAACAUAAAAAAAAAUUAAAGUAUUGCGGUGGAAAAAAGUUGCCAACAACAAAAUGGCACACACUCGUAACUGUAAUACUAUGUGCUCAUAACGCGGCCCAGUGUAAUUGCAAUGCCGCCAAAAAAAUGAUUGUCUUUGCUCAAGCAAACCGGCUUCUGCGGCUGACCAAGUUUGCGAACACCAAACAGCAAAGUAAAAAAACUGAAGGCGACGUUACCAAUGACUGUGACAAAAGCAACAACAACAACAGCCACCACAAAUCAAUUAAGAGUGCAACAGCGAUGUUUGUACAAAUUGCAACGUCUGACUGGUUAGGUUAGGCUAACUGCCUGUGCGGUAAAACAACUAUAAUAACAACAACGACAGCAAAAGCAACCAGAAUUCGCAAUUGCAGUGGUUUAACGGGUAUUUAAAUGUACCGUUAUUUGACUGACAGCUCGCACAAAAGAGUUUAUGGCGCGUCAUUAGCAUACAGGUGCCAGUGCCGGGAGCGUUUGCGUGUGCGAGAAAGAGAGGCGCUGAGAAAUUGUUGUAUAGACAAAUGAGUUAAUUUGCAAAUAUAAGAUAAGAAACUGAGGAAAAUGUGGUAUGCCAUUAUGUAAAAAAAGAUCACAGUAUUAGUGCUGAUAACGAUUUGUGGAAAUAAAUGAGAAAAUUUGUAAAUUUCCUCGUAGGCAUUAACAGAAAGUUUCAAAAUAGUUUUACAUAAUGGAGCAACAAAAAAGUGAGUUGCAUAUAGACGCUUAUGAAUGAAGAGGAAAUACCUGCGUUUUGAACUCUGCACAGGGUACGAGUAUAUUAGGUUUGCCACGAAGUUUGUAACUCCCAGAAGGAAACGUCGGUCACUCUAUGCAGUGUAUGUAUAGAAAUGAUCACCGUGGCGAGCUGAGUCGAGUUAUCGAUCUGAACUAUUGCCCACGGUUUCUUCUCCUCAAGUAUCAGUAUAGCUGUCAUUCAAAGUGACUGCUCAGUCACGGUCAUCAACUACACAGCACCAAUAAGAUCGCAGAAUGCAUUUUGAUGUCUCCAGUUAAACACCUCCAUAAAGAGGCCUGCAUGCUUUCGGUUAAGGAACACAAUGCACUAUUUUCCAAGAAGUUUCUGCUGGAAUGUUUUCGCUCUACUGCAAUAUUCGGCUCCUAAGAGUAUCAAAAGGUCAAUCUGGUAAAACCUUUGUUAAAUUAAUCAGAGAUAAGAAAGCACAGAACCGUUAAAAUCGGCGAAACUGCAACAUUAUAAAUGCAUAACCAGAAGGCUCUCUCAAUGCUACAAGUAAGGCUAAAAAAGAAUGCAAUACUUGAGAAUAUCACGAGUAAUAAUGGAACACCGCCUGUUUGGAAAGUCAUUUUUAAUGUCAGGCAUACACUAAAUCUUUACUUUUCUUAAAAAUGUAUAUUCUUAGAAAAUCCACCCAAAAAUUACAAGUAUGUAUUUCAAGCAGUAGGUGAUUGAGUUCAGUAAAAUGACCGGCUCAAAUUUACCGGUGCGCUGCAUUUCAACGGAAUUAUUAUGCAUCUUAUAACAGCAAAUAACACCACGUACGAGUGUGGCGUGCCUUUUGCACGAGUACUAUGUGCAACAAGGUCAACUACUCCAACCAGAACUGCAUGCGUGUAUGCUAGCAGUGUGGACAUUAAAUGGCCCAGACAACUGCAACUGAAACACCUUUCAAAAAAAUUCUUUUUUGCAUUUAUUUUAUUUGCUGGAUUUGUGAGAACCUCUCUUAUUUUCUUGCUGAAAUUAUUUUGGUUGGAAAUGAUUGUAGCAUUCACUUCAAUUUCUGCGUUCUAUAAAUAUAAUUUAAAUGGCAAGUGAAGAUGCGAGUGAAGGGCUUUGCUUAUUUUGACGGUCGGUCGUUAAAGUGUGCCCAGUUUUUAUUUCCUUACAAACACUGAGAGAAAUACAAUAACAUUAAUUAAAUGAAAGAUUUAUGAUUUUUUAGAAGUACGAAGGUUGUUCGAAGAUAAAUUUUGUACCUUUGGUAUGAACUGCAAAUAUAACAUUCAUAUCUCGAUUCGACGGUUAAAAUGUAUUAUUAUAAUUAUUUAUAUUCCGUGAGACGAGUCUACUAUUUCUUGACUAUUUCUUCCAUUUCAAGAAUGGUUGUUAUAAUUAAAGUUAUUAGUAGCAAUGAAAAUAUCAAAUUCUAUCUACAGUCUAUGCUCAAAAUGCGCUACCAGGUAUCUGCUAUUAGUGGACUAGUCUUAAGAUAGAUACAUGAACCUUUGAAGCUUUGGAUAUUCUGUUCUGUUUAUUAAAUGCGUUUCCCUUUUCCUAUGUUUUAUUUAUUCUUACUUACUUUUCAUACGUAUUUCCCAAAUUCCUAAAUACUUUUCAAUGAAAAAUAUUCUCAGGCUUUGCACAAUUAUAGAUCUAUCUUUUAUUUAAUUUGAAUAUAACAAUGAGACACUCUCUUGGAAAGCGUCUUGAACAAUGAGAUAAAUUAAAACAUCCCGCGCUAAAUGCAUAAAUUAACCGAAAGUGUUUGCCUAACCAUCGAGCAUGGGAAGUUUUUUGAAAAGCCAAACAACAAUGCAUUCGCAAAUAAAAAGAGAUGUAACUAGAGCAAAUGCGUGAGGAAAUGUAACCAGCGUCCGUUGAUUAUACGCAUGCAGGGCUGUAUUCGCACACUGAAAAUUGUUUAAAGAUAUGUAGGUGAGGACAGGGUAGUUCGUAAAGUGGUUUAUUAACAAAAAAAAAAAAAUACGUGUUCAGGUUUUCCGACUGCCAAGUCUUCAGAAUAGUGAAAUUUUCGAUUUCUGGAGCUUCCAGUGCCAAGCUAUAUAUACCACCUUAUAUAACUGAAGUUACUGUAUAUUUUUCUCAUUUUGUGUAUGCGAUUAUUUGUGCGCGUCGCGUACUUAGCGUAUAAACUCUCCAACUGCAGUGCAAGAAUUGCUAGAAGCGCGCAUAUUUACACUCACAUUAGAAGGUGUUAAAGUAUUUAUGUGAGUAAGUACGAGCUUUGCCGCUAGCAGACAGGUAAGGCGAGUUCGCUUUGUGAGUCUUGUCAUAUGGCCGGUGAUCAUUUUCCAUUUUUUAUGGUAGCGUAAUAUUUAUAUGGUGCGCCUACGCCGGUAACCAACGACACCGGCAGCGCUCUGCACCACAAAGUAUUUUCUAUGGUGGCGUACGAAAAUCUACUAGCCGUGUCGCUUGUAACAAGAAGCCGGCGUUGAAGUGGCGAUGAUAUAAUAAACUGGCCAUAAAUGGCCGAACAAGAAGGCAAGCACGAAUGUAAAUUGAGUGAGUCUCAACAAGUACUGGCAAGAGAGCGAUAGAGUGCGCGUGAGCGCGUGGUUGAUAUGCUUGUGGGAGCGCGAAGUACACAAAUUUUAAAGCCAGCUGAGCGCUAUGGAAUCAGCUGUUUGGUAAGCGCGCUUGAUCACCUGUACGUUGGCCAGAGCACUGAGCGCGCUGAGUCGUUUUAAAAGUUAUUAUUUUUUACAUAUAUGUAUAUGUGCUCUGUGCUAUAUCUCGUGAAGUUUUUGUUUGCAUUAUUGUUUAACGCAAAAUAUGUACGCUCGGACCACCAAAAAACACGCAGCGCCAAGCAAUGGCAGCGCCAGCAACUUUUAAUGCAGCGUUUUGACUGAUUUUAAGUUUAGUUUGAAAAUUAACAGCGCGCUUGUUGGACGUUCAGGCUGUGCUUGAAGAGAUUUGUCGACGAACAUAUUGAAAUGAAUUGUAUUAAAAAAGAAUUAAAGAAAUAUUAUUAAAGUAAAAUAGUGUGCUGAUUUCUUCGACUAUCUUCUAUUAAAUACAAAUUUAAGCAUAAUAAAAAUCACUAAACAAUAAAACUUCAACACAUUUCAAAUGUGAAUUGGAUAUUUGUAAUUAAAAUUAAAAUUAUUAUAGAUAAAACUUUCGUUUUUGGUGCUUAACGUGCAAAUUUCUAAAUUUUUAAAGCAUACAAAAAAGAACAACACCAUAAAGAAAGGUUUUUACGUUGCCUACAAGUCCACAACGUCUGUACAAUACAUGUAUAUAUACAUAUAUAAAUGUAUAUACAUAUAUAAAUGUAAAUUAGCGGUUCAUCGAUUUCAUUAGCCCACCACGUGAGUGAUCGUGUUGCACACUAAAAACCCAGUGCAUACAGUCGCUCUGCAAAGUUGUUAAAAAAAGAGAAGAAGAAGCAGGAAAACCGCAAUUAACCUAAAAUUGCAAUAGUAAAAAUUAACAGUAAAAAGAAAAUUAGGCAAAAGAGUUUUUAAUUUCUUUUUAUAUUUAAUUUGCAAACAAUUCAUAAAAGUGUUUGGUGUGAAAAAAUCUCCAUUCCAAGACAGUUAAAGCGUUGUUGUAUGUUGUUGCAGUAAGUGCAAUUAAUUCGUUGCAUACAUUCAACCUAGUAAAUCAACACAAAAACCCAUCAACAACAAAAACAACACCGCGCACAAAUAUGGAUGUCGCUUGGCGUUUUCGUAUCAUGAUCUUCACCGCGAUAGCCUUGAUGUUGUUCGGCGAUUUUUACGGUUAUGGCAGUGUACGAGGCGUACAAUCGGAUACAAAUCAGGCGGCGGCAGCGGCGGCCGCCACCACCGGACCGGGCAAAUUCCAGCAGAGCGACGCGGAUAUUGAAAUUGGUGAAGACACAGAAAUCAAUGAUUUCUCAGCUGUCGCGCUGCAACGCAAACAAACCACACUCAAAUCACAAUUAACAGAUGCCAUCAAGGAGUCUUGCCUGCCAAAAAUGCUCUGCGAAAUGUCGGCAAAGCCAGAAUAUAUGCUUACCGAAAAGGAGAAGGAUCUUUUAUACUUAAUAAGAUCCUCCACCAUGUCGCUGGCAAUGAAUACUGCGCCUAGUAAAUGGCAUUUCGCCGCUCAUAUGGGCGAAUUACUUCGGUAUACAGGUGAUGAUAACAGCGGUCCCAUGGGCUGUGCAAACUUGUGGCCCAAUUGCCCUAUAAGUUCUAAGAAGUUAAUGAAAUUAUCGCAUAAAGUCAAGCUGUAAAAUAAAGCUUAAGCAACUCGUGUAAGGAAAUAUAUAAUUAAGAAUUCGACGAACACUGGGAACACUGGAAAGUCGAAACUUACAAAGGCUUACUUAAUUAAUCAAUAAGUGUUUUUUUCAAAUGGAGGGAAACAACUAAUGAUGGUCAAUAAAUUUCACUACAGUUAUAUGUAAGCUUAAAAGAACAGUUCGGUAAAACAUUGAGUAAUAUAUUUUUUUUUUGUUUUCGAUAUCUAUAAGUAGUCUUCGAUUAAAUAUACUUAUGUAGUUUCACGAGUAGCUAUUUUGUUGUACUCUCUUCUAAACGCCUUACUACUUGUAUGUAUUUAAGAAAGAAUACUUAUUCUAAAUUUAAAAUUUUUAUAUUAUAUUUCUCAAAAAGAAUUUCGAACAGUCUACUCCUAAAAGUCAGUUAAUAAUUUUAGUUUUAGAUGAGCUUUUAAUAUAGUAAACUUUUGUAAAUAUUUUUCGCUAGUUAUUUAGGUUAAAAAUUUUGAUUUUUAAGUGAAUUAUUUGAAAUCUUAAAGUAAUCAAAAAUUGUGUGCUUUUUAUUAGUUAAAAGUUGCAUUUUCUAGUUAAGUAAUUUUAAUAUAUAAGCAUUUUUGUAUUAUUUACUAAUUUCAUUUAAAAUAUUUUAUAAUAUAAAUAAUUUGUUCUCCUAUUAAAAUACGAUAAAUUACGUUUAUAUGUAAAGCGAUUAUUUCGAGUAACAAGAAGAACAAAUUAAUGACAAAUAGAAAGAAAUAAAUAAAAUAAAUAAAUUGUGAA
Molecule: messenger RNA, 6383 nt
Organism: Bactrocera oleae (olive fruit fly)
Lineage: Eukaryota; Metazoa; Arthropoda; Insecta; Diptera; Tephritidae
Gene: geko
Product: geko
Source: RefSeq, a predicted model, not a curated record